CGGGCCGCAGAGCCGCAGCCGCAGCCCUAGUUCCGUCAGAAAUCCCCCUUCUCGAGUCCAUCUCCAUCUCAUCCCUCCCACCCCAAUACAUCCGGCCGGCGCCAUCCCGGGCGGCGCGCACGCGAGGGUGACCAUCGAACCCUAGCCCCCGGCCGAGCCGCUCGCCCGCCGUGCAUCGCGGGAUCGCUCGCCCCCUGCCGCGCGGCCGCUCUGCGCCGACCCUAUUAGAAUCUCCGUCCGACACCGCUUGGAUCCGAUAGAGAUGGAAUCACCACCCCUCACAGCUGAAGCAAUUGCUUUUACCGAGAAAAAGAUGGACAUGACUUUGGAGGAUAUAAUCAAGAUGUCAAAGAAAAAGAAUCCUGGAGGCAAGAAACCUCCCAGGCAGCCGAUCAAAAAGCGUCCAUUCCAGAAUGGCAACUCUAAUAAAGGGAAUGGCAAGGUUCAACAGUUUAUGGAAUCUAGAUCAACCAUUAGACAAGGUGUUCUUGCACAGAGAAGGUCAAAUCUUGGUGGAAGUCAGUUCCCUGCUACAAAGCAGGCUGCAAAGAAGGCUGCUGCUAUGCCAAUGCGCAACGGGGCUGUGCGUUGGAACAAGCCAAGUGGAAGUACCUUAGUGCAGAGGAGGCCUGUAGGUGAUGCUUUUCAGAAUUCCAAGGUCGAGUCGUCGCAGAACCAGGCAGCACCAAGGACGAUGGAUGCACUCUUUGCACAGAUGAAGGCGCAACGCAUGAGGACCGUACCACAGCAGCAGGCAAACCCUGCCCCUGGGCGUCAUUUCAACCAGCAGCGACGUGUUCAGCAGCAGCAGAGGCGAGGUAGAGGAUAUGGUGGCCGGAAUGUUGGCAACCAAUGAAUUCAACUAAGCAUAUCUGCUGCAUCGAAGCCCAUUCUCUUCACUGGUCUUACGGACCUUGGAAGAAAAGACGCCCCUGGGAAAAUCUAACUUGGCUUUGUUUUUUUAGAGGAAAGGUUGUGGACAGAAUAUGAAGCGAAGUUUGUGUGGAGUUUUCUAGUUACCUGCUUCCGUUUCAACAUGUAUAAUGACCUAUGGAAAUUAUUUGGUGCUACAUUAUGAUGUCGUGUUUCUUGAGUUGAUUAGGUUCAUCUCUUCUUCAAAAGAAUUAGGAGUAAUUUGCCUUUUACCCUAUGAUGUAUAAAUUUUAAAAUACCAUUCCUGUGAGGUUGACAAGCUAGGUAUAUGAUACUCUUUUCGUUUCAAAA
Molecule: messenger RNA, 1224 nt
Organism: Sorghum bicolor (sorghum)
Lineage: Eukaryota; Viridiplantae; Streptophyta; Magnoliopsida; Poales; Poaceae
Exons: 7
Coding region: 263-856 (197 amino acids)
Source: RefSeq, a predicted model, not a curated record